Molecule: messenger RNA, 1867 nt
Organism: Myzus persicae (green peach aphid)
Lineage: Eukaryota; Metazoa; Arthropoda; Insecta; Hemiptera; Aphididae
Product: GATA zinc finger domain-containing protein 14-like
Exons: 3
Coding region: 67-1803 (578 amino acids)
Source: RefSeq, a predicted model, not a curated record
UUAAAAAACCUAAUAGGUAUAUAACGGUGCUAAAUUAUUCACAGAUUAUCAUUCAGCAGUUGUUUGAUGCAAAUUGAACAGCUACCAAAUAAUUAUCUCACCAUGAAGCUGUUAGCCGUCGUCGUGAUUGGAUUCGUAGCCUUAGCUGGCUCAGAAGCCCAUUCUACUCAUCAUCACCAUGAUACACAAACUGAAGUAGAACGUAACACUCAAUUAUAUUCAAAUGAUCGUUACGACCAGUACAAUAGCAACUAUGGUGCAAAUCAAUACCAACAACGCAACGAAGAAUUGAACCAACAUCGCAACAACAUCAACCAGGAAAGCUCUAACGAAAGGUUUUUGAACAAUCAAAACCAACAUAACAAUCAAGUCUUGAAUGAAUUCAGCGAGUCUAACUGGAAUGUUCAAACUCCUAGUCGUUCGAUUAACAAGAACAGUCAAAACCAACCAAUUAAACACAACAGCCAGGAGGUAUUCGAAAGCCAGAAUCAGUGGAGUAAAUCACAAUCUUCUACAAAUGCCAACCAACAAAGCCAAGAGGAACUUAACCAACAUAUUAAAUUGAACAACAAAAACCACGCAAGUCAGAAUUAUGGAUCUGCAGACUCUUUGGAAUCAAACUCCCAAGAAGAUUACGUCAAGGACCACCACAAGAACGAUAUAUCCAACGAAAUUGGACUUCAUGUUGCACAGAAAAUGGUUAGAUUCUUUACCAUCGUGGAUCAAUACUCUGCCUCCAAUGGAACAAUGCAAACCAACCAAGCUCCCGAAUACCUUUCCUUAAGACAACACUAUAUGCCGAUGGAACAUCAACAGUACCUUAACAUCAACGAGAGCAAUGUAUACGGUCUUAAAGUCGGUGUCAUCAAGUCCAUGUAUUUGAACACAGAGAGGAAUUGUGUCGAUUUGGAAUACUUCUUUCAAAAAUUGACGGUGAAAUCUAAAUUCAACGCCAACGAAGGACUUGAAAAAUCUUUCAAUUUGAACAUGUUGAACACUGACAUGACUGUGUCUACCGAAUUGGAAAACCGCAACCGCAACUACGCCCAUUGCCGAAACGGAAAUGUCCAACUUGUGUUGAAAAACAACGAAGACUCAUCUGAAAGCCAAUCGAUCAAGGAGACAAUUAAAACCAAUUACGUUCAAUUAUUAAACUCAGAAAUUGAAAGUGAAAUGAUCCGCAACUCUUACAAUGGUUUGGUUGGAUGUUUAAGAUCUGAAAUCGAAUCUACCUUUGAAAUGCCAUUGAACAAAAAACUCAAUUUAGACAUUGAAAACAAAAAAUCUCAACUCUCAGUCUCUUUUGUAAGAUCCCAUUCGUGGAACGAUGAACAAUCCAGCAAUCAAUUCAUCAAACAGAAGACAGUCCAGUACGUCGCUAUCCGUCAAAACAAAUCUGGAAACGGUUACAAAUUGAAAGUCAAGAUUGUGUUGGCUAAACAACCCACAUGGGAAUCCGAUAUUGUUGCCCAAAAAUUAAACCAAAAAAUCAACAUCGACAACGUAAAAUUCACCGCUCAAAACAUUGUUGCUAGUGCCGUCAUGCAACUCGUACAACAGAAAAACGGUGCUUACAAAUUCAACGUCGAAGAAGCCAACAUCAAAUUGGAAGGCCUCAGAUACGAUAUUGGAAAAUUCGAUCUACCAAAAAACACUAACGAAAAAUUAGCAAGGGAGAUUGGACAAAAUCUACAGACGAUCAUGGAGAACGGCAUGAGCGCUGCUCUGCGACAACAGUUGUACCAACAACAACAGAUCUGCAAACAACGCCCAACGGACUGCAACAGCUGCAGCCGAAACUAAUUCAACCUACUGUAAAAAACACAAUUUAUUAAGCACAUAUAGGUAUGUGAUAAAUAAUAUGUGA